Molecule: messenger RNA, 951 nt
Organism: Haliotis rubra (blacklip abalone)
Lineage: Eukaryota; Metazoa; Mollusca; Gastropoda; Lepetellida; Haliotidae
Exons: 5
Coding region: 250-951 (233 amino acids)
Source: RefSeq, a predicted model, not a curated record
UUUCUGAAUGGCAUUGUGUAUUCACGUAUGUAAAGUAUUUUUGGUAAAAUCCGAUCGGUACAUAGACUGCAUCGACAGAUGAGACCAAUAGCAAUCACUGGAUUGUCAGCUGGCGUCUCGCCCUCAUUAGCUAGAAUACUGCAUAAAAUGUCUGUGUACGUCUCACAAUCACAUCUCCUACACACAUUGGGAGUCUCAUUCACGCUUUUUAUUGCUGUUGUGUAUUAUCACAGGGCAACGUGACCUCCUAUGUACUCCAGUUGUUUGUGCAAUACACCAGAGAUCUCAGGCAGUGCACUGAUGAGAAGGUCACCUUCACCUGUGAGUUUAACAACAACUCCCUCGAGGUCAACUACAACAUCGGCGUUGAAGGCCAGUCGGCCAGUACCUGGACAGGAUGGUAUCAUCAUCCACUUCAUCACCGUCCACAACAACAGAGCAGGGUUGGACAGGAGAUCUCUUUCUCUGUACAAUUAUGGGUGCGCCCCUCAAGUUUACAGGGGCAUCCUCAUCACGCCACCCUACUUCUCCCCAGCCGGACAGAAACACACAAUCUGCUUCUUCCUGAGGCUUUUUGUGUUUGAACAUGACAGGAGUCUGUCCAACCCUGUUCUGGUCCUCAGAGUCGGAUUUAAAGUCUUUAGCAAUGCGGCUUCAGCUGUUAUGCCGGUGUGCAGUAGCGGCCGAAGGAAACGACAGGCUGAAGAAGGAGAUCUCACCUUGUCAAGAACUUUCAAAGUCACUAUUGAAGAAAAUGGCGCCCAAACAGUAGUGAAAGGAGAGAUCAGCACUGGUGGCUCCAAAACAUGGAUGAUUCCAGCCGUGGUUAGCAUUGGCUGUGUCGCCAUCGCUGUUGCGGUCAUGGCGAUCUUCUUGGGCCUCAUCAUCACCAGACGAAGGCGAAGGUCGAAUAUGAAAACAACUGACGACAAGUCUUAUUAUACACAUUAA